AAACAAACUGUUUUUUUUAUGCAUUUAUAGACAGCUUAGAAAACCCUAUGGCCUUUUUAUAAACUGUACGUGCACUUUUGCAGAAGACACUUACCUGGAUUGUAAACAUAUUUGAAAACUAUGAUUUAGAUCAAAGUGAGAUUUAUUUAUAAAUCAUAUUUACUGUUGUAGUCCUUGGACCUUGGUACAAAAAGUUUUACUGGGAGAGAGAGAGAGAACUCAGCCACGAAGGAUUUGUUUUUUUGGGAGAAGAGCCAAUGUCUCAGACGGACAAUGGAAAAGCAGGGAUGGGAUGAAGGGGAAGAGUGAAAGUGCAGGGGACGGGAGGGUGAGAGAAUAUGCUAAGUGCUGCUAAAUGCCAGCUGGACCUGCAGGACUCUGGCAAAGUCCGUGGAGUCUCUAAGGAAACAGUAGAACUGAGUUUACACAACGGUGCAUCGGAAGGACAGACCUGACCCGUGGACACAAAGACAGGUCAAACACACCUACUGGGCACAGACACAGCAGUCGCCAAGUCACAUGACCUCCUCGGAGACGUGAGCACUGGGAACUGAUCCAGACUUGUGGGUUCUGUGAAGCAGAGUGAAGUUCCUGGAGCAAAGAGCAGGUUUAACCAUCCAGUCUGACGGCUAUUGAAGGAACAGGAUCAGAGAUGACAGAUGAGAGCCUAGUGGUACAUCAGCCGGCCUUUACCUGCCACAGCAUUCAACACUCCCGCAGGCUGGACCAAAGACUCCACAUGCUCAGGGACGAGGUCAGGAUCAUGAGUCGGGACAAGGAGCGGGGAGAGCGAGUCUGGAGGGAGCGAGUGCAGCGAUUACAGAGGCAGCUGAAGUCCAAAGAAGAAGAAAUGAGUCGUCAGUCCCAGUAUUUCGAAAACUUUAAAAGCCAACUCCAGCACAAGCUGAGUCUGUGCAGAGAGAGGGAGCAGAGCCUGCAGAAUCGAAUCUACACCUUGGAAAAGCAGCUGCUGGACGUCACCGUUAGCGCAGCCACUGGCAUUUCAACCAUCACUGCAGUCAGAAUCACUGCUGGGACGGUCACACACUCCGGAGGCCAAGAAAGGCUGACAUUUAUGAGAGGGGAGGGAGAGGGAGAGGAGGAGAAAAAAGAGGACAGGAAGAAGCUGCCGCUGCGGCCGAGUGUGUUGUCUGACAGAGAGGGAGGACGAGAGGGUGAUGAGGGGAAGUCAGAGAAAGAAACGGAAGCAGGGAGAAAGGAUUACACAAAACUGAGCUCUAAUGAGUCCAAGCUGCAAGGUUUCAUCCUGAGCCUGCAGGAAGACCUGAAGGUGCUGCUAGAGAGGGAGGAGGACGGCAUGACGGAGCGGAGGACACUGACGGAGCAGCUUCAGGAGGCCCAGGAGAAAUACCAGGAACUGUGCUGCAAAACAGAAGAAAUGAAAUCGGAGAUAGAGCAGCUGAGGCUCUCUGAGUGCUCCCUGGUGGGAGAGGUGGAGGAGCUGAGAGAGGAGAACCACAGGCUGCAGUCAAUCAUAACAGAAGCAGCAAACCCAACAGACAGCCAGACAUCGUCAGUCCAGGAGCCCGACUGUCCUGAUUCUGGGUUAACUUCACCCAGUGGACUUCCUGCAACCUUUUCUGGGCCAAUUAACGGCAUCAUCAUCAAAGAACUGUCCUCAGCACAGAGGUCAGAGGUCACAGAGGUCCAGUCGACUUUGAAUGGGAGGAUAGAUGAGUCCUAUUCAUCUGCAUUUACACACAAUCUCCACCAGGUGUCAGCAGACAGCAAUCAGCUAAAAUCAGAAUUCGGCUUGAACCAUGACUUCAACUUCCAGUCACUUUCCUUGGCUACAGAAACGAUAGAUGAGAUUAAAGGUGACAGCUGUCACUCAGGUGGACUCUUCACACUCGAGGGACACGGGAGUGAGGAGACUGAAGCUUUAAGAGAGGCCUACAGGAGCCUGGGCUUUGGGGAAGAUCUUGAAGCUCUUCAGGAAGAACGAGAUCGAUUGGAGGAGGAACUGCAGAACGCACAAGAAAAACUAGAGCUGGUGGUUGAGGAGAAUGCACAGCUGAAAUUAAAACUCAGGAAUCAGGCCGAGGAUGAAUCACCAGUCACUGGCUCUUUGGGAAAACAGAUUGACCAUCUCCAAACCUCUCUUGCUAAAACAGAUACCAACUCCACUCCUCCCCAGGAUGAGCUUCUCCAGGCCCUUAAUCAGGAGAAUCGGGCCUUGGCCAACAGAAUCCAGCAGCUUCUGGCUCACAUGGAGCUCAGAGAGGAGGAGCUGAAGGAGCACGCCUCAGGGUUAGAGGAGCACAAACACAGGUUGGAGCUGGAGAACAAGGAGCAGGGCUGCUUGAUUACAGAACUCACCAGGAAGACGGAGGACGAUCUCAACACCAUCAUGGAGCUGCAGCAGAGACUGGACAGUGGGAAGGAGGACAAAUCAGAGGAACGUGUGACCAAAAAGGAUCAAGAACCAAAUCACAUUUCCAGUGAAGGAGCAGAGGAUUUUAGUCAUAACAAUAAACGGAACCUGCCGCAAGACGACCCAGAAAACCUUUUGCUUGUCAAUCCAUUGAACGUCCGAAUUGAUCACCUGAACAAGACAAUCCAGAGCCUCACAACUCAACAGGAAGAAGUAGCAGCCAACAUAAAGUGUCUGAGAGAACAGCAGGCAGAAGUGACUGUGUCCGUCCAGACAAAGACUGAGGAGAAGCAGCAGUUGACCAGGACCGUUUGGGGGCUGAAGGAGGAGAAAGACAGUAUCUACCAGAGUCUGUCUGGUCUCAAACAGGAGAAGGAACAGCUUAGCAGGACGGUCUGUGGGCUGAAGGACAAAAAAGAUCAAUUUAUUUUAUCCAUGAGUGCCCUGAAGGAGGAGAAGGAGCAGUUAACAACCACUUUGUCUGCUCUGAAAAUAGAAAAGGAGGCCUUGACAGAACACCUCUUAACUGUCACGCAAGAAGGAGAUCAAAUCAAGGAGCACGUGCAGAGUUUACAGACGGAGAGCCAUCAGUUGAGCCAAGCAGUGAGGAGUUUGAAACAGGAAAGAGACGAACUGACCGUUUCCCUGAAGUGUCUGCAGGAGCAGAGAGACCAGAAACAGUCGGUGCACGCCUUAAAAGAGGAGCGUGACAAACUGAUAAAGUCAGUCAGCAGUCUGAGAGAGGAAAAGGAAGGAGUCGAACGUUCAAUCGUGUCGAUGAAAGAGGAGGAAAAGAAAAUAAUGAUCAAGAUUCAGGGCCUGAAAGAGGGACGUUUCAGCCUCCAAUCAGCUCUGUCCACACACGCCGACACACAAGGAGGAAGCUCUGUGCAGCAGGAGCAAAGUGAUCUGCUGAGAGAAGUUGAAGCUUUGAGGGAGCAGCUGCACAGGUCACAGGUGGAAGUGGAGAGGAGAGAGAUGGAGACAAAGAAGUUCCAGCGUGACCUGUCUGAGUCAGAGGUCAGGAGGGAGGAGGCAGAGAGAACAGCAGCUGAGAAGGGGCUGAGGCUGAUAGAAGUCAGUGGUCAGAUGGAAGAAAGCAGGAUGGACAGUGAACAUCUCAGCAGACAGGUGAAGGAACUGCAGAUUAAAGUGACAGGUUUGGUGAAGGAGAAAACUGAAGCCUUGUCUCAUAAGACACAGAUAGAGGAACAAUACAACAUCCUCACAGCUCAGCUCAGAGCUAAGACGGUGGCUCUGGAGGAGCUGAAUUAUGAGUAUAUUGCUUUGAAACUAGGGCAGGGCUGUAAGGAAGACAUGGGAGCAGCUCUCACGUCGAUUCGUUCACGCUACAACGACAUCAGAGCUAAGUAUGAUGCCCUGCUGAAGAAGAGCAGCCAAUCAGAUCUGGACUUGACUCCUCUAAAGGCCAAGUUGUCGUGUCUGGUGGUGAAGUGUCAGGAGAGGAACAGCGUCUUAGCUCAGAUGGUGAAAGUGAUGCGCAGACAGGGCUGCGCAGACUCCACGCUGACACAGCACGUGGAGCAGCUGCUCAGUGACGCAGCUCUGCAGGACUACACCGCCGCCUUCUCUCCCGGGACCGUCACAACAACCAGGACUCAAACAGCUGAGUUUACACCCAGAUUCAUCUCCACGUUUCAUGACAUCACCGCUGGACCCCGAUCUGAUCACACCUGCCCUGCUGUUCUCACACCUGCAAAUGUGCAACAACACAACGGACUCACGGUUGAGUCUGGAUUAAAGAGCAGAGAGUUCCUGAGUGAGAGACACGUUUUCAUAUCCACGAGUGAGUCUUUGACCAAUCAGAGAGGCUGCAGGAGUGAGGUCACAGCUACAGAAACAGAAACACUGAAGAGGAAGUCCAUCUCACCUGUUCCUCCAACACCAGUGCAGGACAGAGUCAGCCCCGGAGUCAAACCUGUGGUUCCAGCUCUUAAAGAAAGUUCAACCACCACCGCUGCACAGGGCGCUCCAUCUGCCAGUGGAACAGUUUCAUCACCCAGACUAGAUAUUUCUGGAUUCCCUCAUUCUGAUGCAAGAGGAAGAUCCCCAGAGCUGAGCAUCUUAGGCCGAUCCUCCCUCACACUCGCUUCCACUUCUCCUCUAUCCAGCACGUGUGUGAGCCCCAGUAGGAGGCUCUGCAGCCCCGAGAAGAUCAUCAGCCUGCACGAGGAGCUGCAGAGGACGCUGAAGAACAGCUUUCAGGGUCCAGUGAGCAGAGGGAGAAGACAGGAGUCCAGGAACCUCCUCUCUGUCUCAUCUCCAGCUGACCUGGACCAACUGUCUCACCGGGUUCAGCCCAGCUCCAGCUUUAGGAGACAGAGCACUCCUCUCCCUGUGAGUCCAGCUCCAAACCUGGAGGCUCACAGUCCGAUAGAAACAACUAAACCUGCUGCUGCGACAAAGUCCACAACCCUCUUCAACGCCAUGGCUUCCAGAUCUGCUAAUGUUGCGUUCACCCCUCUAAAAGCAGAAAAAGAUAAAUGUGCGCCCUCUGCUGCUUCCACAACAAAUAACAAGUCCUUUUUAAGCAGUGGUGCUAAUAAAACAACGUCACCAGAAAUAAGAAAGAAAGUCUCGGCUAAUUCCGACGCGUCUGAUGAUACGCCACACUGUCCUCCCACUCCUCCGCCCCUGCGGACCGAUGCCGUUGACUCUAACCACUUAAUAUGUUGUGACACUAAUUCAAAAGCCACUGCCUCAGACACCACUGCCCCUGGAAAAUCAACUACCCCCAAAUUUAAUAGAUUUAAUGGGGCUCCCUCAGCAAGCGAUGGACUUUUACUCACCGCAUCCUGGCCUCCAUCUGCUCGUUUGUCUCCUGGGAGAACCAACAAGUCCACGAGUAAAUCACCUGCUGGUCUCCAUCAGACCAAAUCACUGAGGUCGAAACCAGAAGCUCCAGCAGAGGUGCAGUCUGUGGAGGUCAUUAACAGGGUUGGUCAGAGCAGCCUCAUGAUUGGCUGGGAGAGGCCACCACUGGACGAGCUGGGCUGCAGUAACGGCACCUUUGUGUACGGAUACAGGGUGUUUAUAGAUGGAGAGUUCCACAAAUCUGUCAUGAGCUCAGCCUGCACCAAGUGUAUUGCAGAGAACGUCGACCUCAGCUGCCCGGUCGACAUCAGUUUACAAACACUGGGAUCCAACGGUCUGAUUUCGCGCAGCGUCCACACCACGUACAGGAGCAGCACGCCGACACUGACCGACUAACAUCUCACAGCUCUGUGGUUUAGUUCAACAAUUUACAAUCUCAACUUCUCAGUGAAAACCUUUUGGUUCGAGGUGUCAGAGGUUUGUCCUCCAUUACACAGCCAUCUAUAGCUGCAGUGCUCUGAGGGACUGUUCCAACCUCCAGCUCAGCUCAGACACCAUCACGCUGCAGGGACGCCCUCUCUCCAUGUGAGGCUCAGGUCACCCAAACCUUGUUACUUAGGAGCUAUGAAACCUCAGUAAGUGAAGAUGUCAAACUAAACCACAGCGAACUCUGCCGCCUUCUCGUUUAAAAGUUCAGCUGAAUGUCAAACCAGGCGUGUCGGGUUAUCGGCUGCAUUGUUUUCUGGUGUGAAGAACUUCCUGUUUCAGAGACAUGGUCUCGUAAAUAAAAGCGCUCCGCAGCAGCCGGGUGAGAGGCCAAAGUGAAAAGUACAACAACAAAAACCAAACAAAAACUGCUCCAAGCAGAUGAUAAAAACAGCCAAACUUGUUCACGUUUUCCUGGGACGCCUUCUCCUUCUCCCGAUGGAGGAACAUCUGCUCCUGCUGCACAUUUCUACACUGUGUUAAACUGGGACACGUCAUGACUCAUGGGUCGUAGUGAAGCUCUUCAGUGGGCAGCAAAAUGGAAAAUUACUCACAUUUUUUUAUGUAACACUCACUGCAUAAUGUGCCGACACGACAUUGUACUGAAGACCAUCCUACUUGAUUUUUAUACGUGAAGCCAAAUACGAAGAAGAAUCUCUCCAAAGACGUUUCCUUCACAUCACAACUCUACAGGAUAUCUUUAAUCGCCGGAGACAGAAGCUACUGUUUUUUCCAGAUGUUUGCACACAAUCAUUAAAAAAAAAGCUACUAUCGCCACUGAUAUAUUUUAUAGAGAAUAUUCUAAAAAAAAUAUACAAAUGUAUAUAUAUUAAAAAAAAAACCACCUAUGUUUUUGUACGAGCGACACUUUCAUACCUAACCAACGUCACGACUGCACGCUCACAUCCGCUCUUGUUUUAUACAAACGUCACAGUCCUCACCUGAGCUCUUCUUUCUAUGCUAUUUUCGUUGAACUCAACGUAUGUGCGAGUGUGGAGUGACCAUGGUGCAGCAAAUGUAUUUUUCUAUCAGUGAGUGAUUAUAUGGAUUUCCAAAGGAUUCCUUGCAACUGUACAAAGAAUAAAUGUCUAUGAAAACA
Molecule: messenger RNA, 6815 nt
Organism: Cynoglossus semilaevis (tongue sole)
Lineage: Eukaryota; Metazoa; Chordata; Actinopteri; Pleuronectiformes; Cynoglossidae
Gene: jakmip1
Product: janus kinase and microtubule interacting protein 1
Exons: 19
Coding region: 653-5626 (1657 amino acids)
Molecular function (GO): microtubule binding; kinase binding; GABA receptor binding
Source: RefSeq, a predicted model, not a curated record